Molecule: messenger RNA, 270 nt
Organism: Sparassis crispa
Lineage: Eukaryota; Fungi; Basidiomycota; Agaricomycetes; Polyporales; Sparassidaceae
Exons: 2
Coding region: 1-270 (89 amino acids)
Source: RefSeq, a predicted model, not a curated record
AUGGCAGAUAAUUCACCAUCUGCGUCUACCAUAUCUCUGCUUCCCGAUUCCAAGGAUGCCGCUUCACCGUCGGCAUCCACUGCACAACUGAUACCCAAGGCACUGCCGAAGCCAAAGGACUAUGAGGCCGCCCUCGGAGCCUUGGCAACGUCGUACGGGUGGGGUGCCGGUAUGGCCCCAACCACCGCACUCAAGCAGCCGAAGGCGAAAUCGAAAGCACCUGUCAAGCCUGACACUGGAUCUUCCGGUGCUCAACCAUCUCGUAAAUGA